AUGAAUGUCGCUUUGUUAAGUAAGUGGAAGUGGAUAAUUCUCGUGGAGGACGAUGCGGUUUGGAGUGGCCUUCUUAGAUCUCGGUACGGGAAUGUCAAAAAAAGAUCCUUAUUGGUGAUUCUUCGGUGGUGGAGAAAAACAAUUCAAUUUGGUGGAGAGACAUCCUUUUAUAAUUAUGUCCUUUUGCUUAAUGAUAAUUUUUCAGGGGUUGUUUCUUGUGAUCUCGGGAAUGGUUUCGACAUCCCGUUUUGGUACAGUAAUUGGGCCGGUGGGCAGCAGUUAUCUCAGGCCUUCCCGGAACUACUUGUUUUGUCCAAGGACGACAAGUUAUCGGUAGCGGAGGCUGGUUUUUAUGAUGCGGAAGGCUGGCAGUGGAGUGCAGCCGCUAUUCUUCGAGGCAGCAGCACCGGGACAGCAGCAACGCAGUUGCACAGUAGCGAUACGAUUGAUUUUUUAUGGGGUGAUCUUGUGGAUAGCAUAAGGCAUACAAGUCCUAGAGAGAAUGCAAAAGAUAUUUUUUCGUGGAACGCUACGUUGGAAGGCGUCUUCUCCGUCAAAUCUUGUUAUAACUUAUUCAAAGCAAGAUUAUCCGGCCCCCCUAUUAGCCCUCUUAUAGUCAAAUCUGUGAAGCAUCUUUGGAAGGUAAAAGCGCCUCCUAAAGUGAUGUUUUUUGGAUGGAGGAUUAUUCAUAAUAGAUUAGCUACCAAGGAUCAAUUGAUAAAGCGGGGAAUUUUGAUGGAUGGUGUUGAUUCGGAUUGUGUUUUUUGUUCUACGGAGUCGGAAAGUCUUUCUCAUUUGCUUGGGGGAUGUUUAGUGGUGGAAGCUAUAUGGAGAAAAGUAUACGAGUGGAUAGGUCCCGUGGAUGAUUUAACUUUGGAUGAGUUCAAAGGGUUUCUCUUUGAGUUUGAGAAGGUGAAGAAUUUAGCCAAGAGAUCCUUAGUUACGGUGAUUUGGUUAGCAUCGGUGUGGAGUAUUUGGAAUAGGCGUAAUGAAUUCAUCUUCAAGAAUGAUUCAUUUAGCUUUACCGAAUGUUUAUUUAUCUCACUUCAUUUUGUACUUUGCAGAUUAGGGGAGGCUCCAUCUUCUUAG
Vicia villosa (hairy vetch) is the source of this 1089-nucleotide messenger RNA. RefSeq lists its product as uncharacterized. NCBI's taxonomy places the organism in Eukaryota, Viridiplantae, Streptophyta, Magnoliopsida, Fabales, Fabaceae. The transcript has 2 exons. The coding region runs from base 1 to 1089 and encodes 362 amino acids. The record is from RefSeq and is a predicted model, not a curated record.